ACUGGCCCUGUAAUUUUUACCUGAUCCAAAGCACACUUCCCCUGAAAUCUCUCAACACUGAAAUCUUUCCUCCUUUUCCUCACUUUCACUCAUAAAAUUCACUCUGACGCUAAACUCGCUCUUCCAUGUGAAUGCCACGUGUCCUCCCUCAUACAUUGAGUAGAGUGCUAGUCACCGACUUAACUAUAUGAAACUGCAUUUUGAAGUGUUUAACUUAAUCUUUGAAAAAAUGGAAGAAAAAGCCUUGAAAUUUAUUUGAAAGUCAGAAAUAGGAAAGAAAUUCAAAUCAGAAUCAACGGAUUUUGGCCAAGUGUUUGAUACUGUUUACCGACAAUGAAGGCGAGUGCAGAAACAGCUGUGUUGAAUCCUUGCAUCAUUUCAAUCGACCACAAGAGGGAUGCUUAUGGGUUCUCUGUGCGGCCUCAGCAUGUACAAAGAUAUCAUGAAUAUGCAAAUAUCUACAAGGAAGAAGAGGAAGAGAGGUCGGAUAGGUGGACAGACUUUUUGGAACGGCAGGCAGAGCCUGCUCAGUUGGCCAUAAAUGGGGUGUCUGCAGACGGCAACUCCGGCAAGCCUGGUACUGAAUCAUCCAUGCAGGAUGCAAGCUCCUUUUUGCAGAAUGCAGAUGAAACCAAUAACCAAACUGAUGAAAAGCAUCGUUCUGAGGGUCAUCUUGAAGGUGCAAGAAAGAAGGAUGAUACAAUAACCUCAGUUGAGAGGAAAACUCAUCAGGCCCAAAUAUGGUCGGAGAUUAGACCAACUCUACGUGCCAUUGAGGAUAUAAUGAGCAUUCGUGUAAAAAAGAUGGAAACUUUGGCCAAAAACGAGCAAGACCGUGGUCUGCAGGAGCAUCUUCCUGCAAUUGAAGAGGCUAGAGCCACAAAAGGAGAAUCUGAAGAGGACUCGGACGACGAGUUUUAUGAUUUAGCAAGAUCAGAAUCUUUCGACAGAUCUGAACUGGAUUCCAUGCAAGAUGUUCCUCUAAAUGAAAAUAAUAGCCAUUUGGCUACUAAGGAUCAUGAGUCUUUACCUCCUUGGAAAGAAGAAUUGGAGUGUCUUGUUCAUGGUGGAGUACCCAUGGCUCUCAGGGGAGAGCUUUGGCAAGCCUUUGUGGGCAUGAAGGCACGCCGAGUGGAGACCUAUUACCAGGAUUUGCUUGCUUUAGGCACUAAAUCUGGUAAUGAUGCAGAGUGUAAAAAUAUUGUACCAAAGAGUAAUGGAAGUUGUGUGGACCCAAGCAUAGAUACUGUAUGUCUUCCUGAAAAAUGGAGAGGGCAAAUUGAAAAGGAUCUACCACGAACAUUUCCUGGACAUCCUGCUCUAGAUGAGGAUGGAAGAAAUGCUUUAAGACGUUUACUUACUGCCUAUGCUCGGCAUAAUCCCUUUGUUGGCUAUUGCCAGGCCAUGAAUUUUUUUGCUGGUUUGCUAUUGCUUCUGAUGCCUGAGGAAAACGCCUUUUGGACUUUAGUGGGGAUUCUAGAUGACUAUUUUGAUGGCUAUUACUCAGAAGAGAUGCUAGAGUCUCAGGUUGACCAACUUGUUCUUGAGGUGUUGGUGCGGGAGAAAUUUCCGAAGUUGGUUAAUCAUCUUGAUUACCUGGGAGUGCAGGUAGCAUGGGUUACUGGGCCAUGGUUCCUCUCCAUAUUUAUGAACAUGCUUCCAUGGGAAAGUGUCCUUAGGGUCUGGGAUGUAAUUCUGUUUGAAGGAAAUCGAGUGAUGUUAUUCCGUACUGCACUCGCUUUGAUGGAGCUUUAUGGACCUGCAUUAGUUACCACAAAAGAUGCAGGGGAUGCAAUUACCCUGCUGCAGUCACUUGCUGGAUCCACAUUUGAUAGCAGUCAAUUGGUGCUGACAGCCUGCAUGGGCUAUCAAAAUGUGAAUGAAGCUCGAUUAGAAGAACUAAGAAACAAGCAUCGACCAUCUGUGAAGGCUGCGGUUGAAGAAAGGUCCAAAGGACUUCAAGAUUGGAGGAAUUGUCAGGGUUUAUCUUCUAAACUGUGCGGUUUUAAGCAUGAUCCUGGAUCUAUAGUUGUCGGAACCACUGAAGCAGAUCAGAAAGCUUAUGAACUGACAAAUAGUGAUGCAUCUCAGGCAGAUACUGGAUCUGCUAAUGUGGAUGAACUUUACACGAGCCUUAAUGGUGAUGUGGAAAUAGCUUCUGCGCCGGAUCUCCAAGAGCAGGUGGUUUGGCUGAAGGCUGAGUUGUCCAAGUUGCUGGAGGAGAAACGAUCUGCUGAACUCAGAGCUGAGGAGUUGGAAACAGCAUUGAUGGAGAUGGUCAAGCAGGAUAACCGGCGGCAGUUGAGCGCAAGGGUUGAGCAAUUAGAAAGACAGGUUGCUGAGCUUCGACAGGCACUUGCUGCUAAGCAAGAACAAGAGAAUGCCAUGCUUCAGGUUUUGAUGAGGGUGGAGCAAGAACAGAGGGUAACAGAAGAUGCUCGUAUAUACGCUGAACAAGAUGCAGCAGCUCAAAGACAUGCCUCUCAAGUGCUACAGGAAAAGUAUGACGAAACCAUUGCUUCCCUCGCUGAGAUGGAAAAGAGGGUGGUUAUGGCAGAAACAAUGUUGGAGGCUACCUUGCAGUACCAAUCUGGUCAAGAUAAAGUACUACCUUCUCCGAGAUCCACACAGCAAGAUUCAUCUCCUGUAGGGGGCAACCUAGAUUCAUCACAAGAGAUACCUGCUAGAAAGAUCAGCUUGCUCUCAAGACCGUUUGGACUUGGCUGGCGUGACAGCAGCAAGGGGAAGCCGGCCGAGGAGGUUAAUGACACCAACUCUGUGAAUGAGGAAUGAACGGCCAUCUGUUGGAGGAGAAAGUGCAACAGGCCUAAAGAUGCAGAUUCAUGAGACACCAGAUGUGGGAUAAUGGAGGAAUAAUCUGUCAUCUUUUCUUCCCUUUAUCCACUCCCUUGAGGGCAUUCGUAUAAUCUGUUGCUUGUUCAUUAAAGGUGACAAUAAUCGGUAGAAUGUAAAGCAAAAGGGACUUUUGAUUACUGUAUUUGUAAAAUCGUUCUCAAUUGUAUUCUAUCUUCAAAUGUAUAAAUCACAUUGAUGGAUACAAUACCUUGGGGUAGCAAUAAACGGCUGAAUAAUUAUUUUCCUACUAAGGUCUAUAAUAAAUCGACAGUUUCUAGGUUUG
Molecule: messenger RNA, 3139 nt
Organism: Nicotiana tabacum (common tobacco)
Lineage: Eukaryota; Viridiplantae; Streptophyta; Magnoliopsida; Solanales; Solanaceae
Biological process (GO): regulation of GTPase activity
Molecular function (GO): GTPase activator activity; small GTPase binding
Source: RefSeq, a predicted model, not a curated record